AUGGCAUCCUCCUUCGGCGCAGCCGCCCUGGUCCUCGUCCAGCUCCUGCUGGGCCUCGUCGCCGGUCAGCCCGUCGUGUCCUUCCCCUUCAACGCGCAGCUGCCUCCCGUCGCAAGGACAGGCAGCCUGUUCACAUACGUCUUCUCAUCCCACACCUUCACCUCCGACCUGUCCAUAAACUACACCUUGGGCGAGCACCCGAGCUGGAUCUCCCUCGAGAGCUCCGAGCGCAAGCUAUAUGGCAUCCCUGACGAUGAUGGUGUGCCCUCGGGCGAUGUCGUGGGCCAGACGGUUGAGAUCAUCGCCACCGACGGCACCGGGUCGGUCACCAUGAGAUCCACGGUAGUCGUAUCGCGAGAAGUCGGUCCCAGCGUGCGCGUGCCCUUGUCGGAGCAGAUCGACGGCUUCGGCCCAUACUCGGCGCCCUCGUCGCUGCUCGUCUACCCUUCCGAGCCGUUCACCUACCGCUUCAGCUCCAAGACCUUCCACCAUGUUCCCGACAGGGUCAACUACUACGCCACCUCGGGCAACAGCAGCCCGCUCCCUGCCUGGAUCCGCUUCGACGCCUCGACCUUGACCUUCUCGGGAACCACACCGGGUGCCGACGAUCUCUUCCAAUCGCCCCAGACGUUUGCCGUGCGCCUCAUCGCCUCGGACAUUGAGGGUUUCUCUGCCGCCACCGUCGACUUCUCUAUAGUCGUGGGCGCCCACAUGCUCAGCACCGAGAACCCCGUCAUCGAGCUCAACACGUCGAGGGGUGACUCUUUCGAGUACGACGCCCUCGAGGACGGCAUCAAACUCGACGGCAAGUCGGUCCAACCCGGCGACCUCAACGUCACGACAACCAACACGCCUGCCUGGCUCUCCUUCGACAGCAACACCUGGUCUCUCCACGGCACCCCGCGCAGCGACGACCACUCGGCCAACUUCACCCUCACCUUCACCGACUCCCACUCGGACUCCCUCGAUGUCAUGGUCGUCAUCAACGUCGCCACCGUCCUCUUCUCUAGCACCUUCCGCGACAUCGAGGUCACGCCCGGCGAGAACUUCACCCUCGAUCUGCGCCCCCACUUCAAGGACCCCUCCGACGUCUCCGUCGUCUUCGAGACCCAGCCCGACCAGGACUGGCUCAGCCUCCAAGGCUUCAUCCUGGCUGGCCAGGUGCCCAGGUCGGCUUCGGGUGAGGUCAGCGUCGACAUCGAAGCCGCGUCUAAGAGCUCCAGUCGCAGGGAGACCGAGUCCCUUACCAUGACCUUUCUCGCACCCGACGGGAGCACCACCACCACACCCACUACUGCGACGGCCAUGCCCACGGGUACGUCGUCAAACACGGGCGAAAGCUCCGGUGGCGAGGACAGGAAGGAUGGCGGUAUCGGAACCACGGCAAUCCUGCUUGCCACCCUUAUCCCGAUCCUGUCCGUCGCCCUCCUCGCCGCUCUCGUCGCCUUCCUCAUCCGUCGCCGCCGCCGUCGCGGGUCCUACCUAUCGAAGCAGUUCCGCUCAAAGAUCUCCCCCCCCGUCGAAGGCUCCCUCCAGCAUACCGAGUCCGGCAGCGACAUGGACGCCAAGGCGCUCGCGGCCGUGGGCGUGGGCGCACGGAAAGGCUCGCCAUCUUGGCUGGAGAAGCGAGCAUCUAAGCGCGCGUCUGAGCGGGCAUGCAAGCGGGAAUCCAAGCGAGAACCCAAGCGACAUUCCAGCCCUGCACCCACGAACUUGCCCGGCUUCAGCUUCCCCGGAAACCGCACAUCUGCCCCUGCCACUGCCACUGCCACUGCCCCUGCAUCUGCCCCUGAACCUGCACCUGAACCUGCAUCCGCAGCGGACAGCCCAUCACUACCUCCGAGCGACGUGUUCAUGCACAGUGCAGGUAUCGAGACGGCCCAGUCCUGCUCCGGCACCGAGGGCGGCUCGUGGUUCACAACCGAAGAGACGGCCGUGGACCAGAGGUCUGAUGCGCGCGAUCUGCAGAGAAACAAGGCAUCCAGCAGCCGGGACUCGGCAACCACGGUCCUCUACUCCACGCACCAGAUCCUGCCCACCCCGCCGCUCAUACCAAUGUCCGAGGAGACGACCGGCUUCAGGAACCGCCUCGACCUGACGAUCCCCACGCUCGACGAGAUCUCCGGCAUGAACGCCACCGGCCACCACGGGACACGCGCUCCCUCGUCAUACUACACCACUAAUACCGGCGGCGGCGGCCCCCGUUCCGAAGCAGUCUUUUCGACGAUGACGACCAGCUCCGCCGCCCUCCCGGGAAUGCACCGGACCGCGCAGGACAUCGAGAACGAUCCCACCUUCUGGGCUAGGCCCACCCCUCUAGCGAUGAGCAGCGGCAGGACAGAAGGCUCAGAAAAGGACUGGAGCACCAUCCGCGAAGACGAGGACGAGGAGGACGGGUCGUCAGGUGCCGAUCCCGUACCCGAACUCCCUCGCCCACCGCAGGUUGCUCGUCCGCCGUCGGACCAGAACAACCAGGCUUCCUCGCUGUCGUCUGUCCGUCGCGCACCACCACGGUCGUCGCAUAUCUCGUUCCUGUCGGACACGUCAUUCGGAUCAAUGGAGAACUGGAGGGUUCUCGGACGUGCCGGUGCCGGCGCGGUCCCUCAACAGCAGCAGCAGCAGCAGCAGCAGCAGCAGCAGCAUGCUGUCCCCGGUGGUAUGAAUACCGUUGCUUCGGCUCCUCUGUAUUCGACUCCGGGGCUGGGUAUCAACCGUGAUUUCGGCUCCCAUGCCGGUUCCUCGACUGCCGCUCCCAAGAUCAGGACCGUUCACGAGGCUCAUGAGAAGUCGUUUGCGAAUAUCUUCUCGGGUCUGGAUGAGGAACCGGAUUAUGAGGGACGAGCGAAAGAGGAUGAAGAGGAUGAUGGGUUGUCAGCCGGUGCCGAGGCGUGUAAUUGGAAGAGAGAGAGGGAAUCUGCUGGUUUGGUAUCAGAGAGGAGUUUCAAGGCGUUUCUGUGA
Geosmithia morbida is the source of this 2958-nucleotide messenger RNA. RefSeq names its product axial budding pattern protein 2. Lineage: Eukaryota; Fungi; Ascomycota; Sordariomycetes; Hypocreales; Bionectriaceae. The transcript has a single exon. Bases 1 to 2958 code for a protein of 985 amino acids. The record is from RefSeq and is a predicted model, not a curated record. Gene Ontology annotation, molecular function: calcium ion binding. Gene Ontology annotation, cellular component: membrane.